This is a messenger RNA of Pecten maximus, 1728 nucleotides long. Its product is annotated as phytanoyl-CoA hydroxylase-interacting protein-like. Lineage: Eukaryota; Metazoa; Mollusca; Bivalvia; Pectinida; Pectinidae. The coding region runs from base 1 to 693 and encodes 230 amino acids. The record is from RefSeq and is a predicted model, not a curated record. The transcript has a single exon.
AUGACGCAAUGUGAGGUCCUCGAGUUACACACAAAGGCUACUAAUUUUGUGUCAAGUCGUCAGCCUUGUUUUUCAAACAUCUCUCAUUUCUACCGCAAUAAAUCAUUCGUGUACUUUAACAAUAUUAUCAAUUCAGGUGGUAUAAUGUACAAAUACGGCAAGAACUGGGGAGGGGAUCAGGCCUCGACACUCAACAGACAAAUAGAAGGUCUGUUCUUUAGUACAAAUGUAGACCCGGAUACCCUUUUACCUCCGCGCCUUUCUUACUUCGGGCCAGUAAGGCUACACGUUCCCACAUACGCACUUCUAAAUGACGCCACCAAUAUGUACUUCUCUGACUUCUACUGUCAUCGUGUGAAUCACAAGGUCCAAAUCGUCCUGGCGGUCAAGGACAGCCAAGCCGACCGCUUCUGUAGGAAACAACUGGUCUUGAUCGACGAGAGAAACAAUCCAUUUCUCGUGAGAGUUGGAUACGGACCAAACGAGAUUGUCAAGGUAACAGCGAACGUUACUGUGGAAUUGUUCUACACCGAGGACGUUCCAAUCACGGCCUUGAUGUGUAACCACGAAGUGUAUUUUACAGAAACAAAACAGAAGGGGAACGCUUUAGCCAUGGUGAACGGCAUUCCGAAGAAUAAAGACUGUAGAAUAUGUAAUUUGGACAGUUUUCUUCGUGCUCAUCAGCUGUUGUGAUACUAUUACAUGUUUGUUGACGCUAUUUGGAUAUUCUCACCAUCAGUUUUGAUGAAGAUCAUUUGGAGGGAUACAUGCAUUAUUUUGUCCCUAGGCAUCACAGAAGAGUAACACAAGGCUAAGCAGUUGUAAAAAACAGCUUGUGUGUACUGUUUUCUGUAACAUGGCUUUUUUGUUUUUAUAAAAUGUGUGAAUUAGACAAGGAAUGUAUUGCCUAGUUUAAUCUAAAAAGUAUGAAGCGGAACGUAAGAAAUACACUUCAGAACAAUUUUGAAUUACAAUUGUAUAUCAAUAGCUAAAAGAACGUACGGCUCUCUUCAGUUGUGUUCCAAGUAUUUGCCGUGCACAGAUGUGUAUAAGGAAAGACUGUUCAUAAUUUAUAAAGUUUGUUUUGCAAGUAAUCGAGGUAGAUAUGGUUAGAAUAUAGUCUAUUUUCAAUGUUUUGUACAGCUUUAUCAAGUGGCAGAGUAGACUUGUCAGCUGGUCCUAGGGCAGACAUAUUUUGGAUCAGUGGGAUGUUUAAACAAGGCAUCCAGACAGGCUAGAUGAGUUAAGUCCCUCGUUAGGCACAAACGAAGUCCUUAUGCUAACACCGUCGGUAACUGUCAUUGAGGAUAUUCCUAACUGCAAAAUGAAAUAGGAAUUUGAAUUUGAAAAACAAUUCAAUUCGGAAUUGAUCUGGAAAAAUAUAAGAAAUACUACCACCACAACGCAAAUGAAAGAGUUACAAUGGAAAUGUGUCCACAAGAUAAUAUAUACAGAAUAAAAAAAAAUUACCUUUGGUAAUUCAAACAGAUAUGCCUCUUUUGCAAAACGCAAAUCGAAGGCGUUUUAUACCUUUUAUAUGAGUGCAAUAUUGUUAAAGAUAUUCUUUACAUGUGUUCAUUAUAGAUACUAGAAAAUAUUCAAAGAUUUAGAGAAGAAAUUUACACACUAGAAACCAUGAUUCUAGGAUAUCAAGGGAUUUAUAAUCUGGCUGUUCUUCUCAAUACAGCACUACUCUCAUGUAAAUGCUCUAUUUUGAAAUGAUAUAAA